AUGCUCGGUCUGGAAAACAACUAUCUUGAGAAGAAACAAGGUCAGCACACAACUCGAAUCUGUCGCCUUCCAAACCACACGGGAACCAUGACACUGGGUGAAGGUUCUGGAAGAGAUCCACCCCGGUCUAGCAGUGGUCAGAGAAAAGGUAGAGAAAAAACGGACGACAAUAAACCAACUAAAUUUGCACUGGAUGGACGUAGUAGGAUGUUAUUUUGUGCGCUGACCACUCUGAGCCUUAUGACUGCUUUGGACGGCACGUCAAUAUCCGUUGCCUUGCCCAUUAUUUCAUCGGAUAUCGGGGCAACAAGCAUCCAGGCUUUCUGGACUGGAACUUCCUUUCUACUUUGUUCUGCAGCCUUCCAACCUCUAUUUGGGUCCUUCUCAGACCAUCUGGGACGUAGACUGCUUGUUUGGGUGGGAAUUAGUCUUUUCCUUGUCGGGGCCUGCGUUGCAGGGACUGCUCAUAAUACCACCUUGAUGAUCGUCGGUCGCUGCUUUCAAGGUGCGGGUGGCGGCGGCAUUAUGACUUUGACUGGUCUCGUCAUCGCAGAUGCCGUGCCCUUGCGACAUCGAGGUACAUAUUUUGGACUAUUCAGUGCCAUGUGGAGUUUGGGAUCUGUUUUGGGACCAGUGAUUGGAGGUGCCUUUGCAAAAGAGUCGUCUUGGAGAUGGAUCUUUUAUAUUAACUUCCCGUUCAUUGGUCUGGGAGCUGCUUUGGUCGGCGCCUCGUGCGGUUCGUGGCCUCGAAUUGAUCAUUCGUUUCGGAACUGGCGAAAACAAGUCGACUUCAUCGGAGCCGCUCUGUUCACAACGAGCAUCACGUCCUUUUUAAUUCCGCUGACCUGGGGCGGGAUCACGUACGAAUGGGACUCAUGGCAUACAAUCGUGCCCCUAAGUAUUGGCGCUGCAGGCUUGUGCAUUUUCGCAGGGUACGAAUAUCGAAUGGCUUCGAGGCCACUUAUUCCUCCAAGUCUUUUCGGCAACCGCACAAGCGCAAUAUCGUUUGUUGGCUACACUAUCACUGGGAUCCUUCUUUGGAGCAAUCUUUAUUACCUUCCUCUAUACUACGAGGGUGUGAAAGGAUUCAGUCCACUUCUAUCUGGGAUUGCCAUGUUUCCCAACACCUUCACUGUUGCACCAUCGGCCAUGAUUGUCGGACUUCUUAUUGCCAAAACCGGCAACUAUAAAUGGAGUGUUAUUUGCGGAUGGAUACUGUGCACCCUUGGUAUGGGGUUACUCUGUCUUCUCAAAACCGAUACCAAUACAGCCACCUGGAUAUUCGUCAAUAUCGUAGGAGGGAUCGGUCUGGGGGCAAUCAUCCCGUCUGUUGCUUUCGCUGUGCAAGCAUCUGCUUCAGCUGAGACAUUGUCAAUGGCUGUGGCCAUGUCAACUUUCUUUCGGACAUUUGGCCAAACUCUCGGUGUGGCUAUUGGCGGUGUGAUAUUUCAGAAUCGCAUGCGAACCAAUCUGUCGCGAUAUCCUGGUUUGAGUGAUAAGGCUGUUGAGUACAGCCAGGAUGUUAUAGGAAUAGUUGAUAUUAUCAAAGGCCUGGAGGAAGGUCCGCAAAAACAUGCCUUGAAGGUAGCCUAUGUCGAUAGCCUGCGCACUAUCUGGGCUUUCUGCUGCGGGAUUUCAGGCAUAGCCCUGACUUUGAGUCUUUUUACCCAUUCGUAUGAUCUGGACCGAGAAAUGGUUACAGUUCAGGCUCAGAAAGGUACUGCAUCCGGUAAGCACGCAUCACUGCAGAUACCGAGAGGGGGACUUAUAUGCGCCAAUGAUUCACUCGAGAGGCCAAAAUCCCUCUAG
Molecule: messenger RNA, 1809 nt
Organism: Penicillium longicatenatum
Lineage: Eukaryota; Fungi; Ascomycota; Eurotiomycetes; Eurotiales; Aspergillaceae
Product: MDR family MFS transporter
Exons: 5
Coding region: 1-1809 (602 amino acids)
Biological process (GO): transmembrane transport
Molecular function (GO): transmembrane transporter activity
Source: RefSeq, a predicted model, not a curated record